Messenger RNA from Dovyalis caffra, 1146 nucleotides. NCBI's taxonomy places the organism in Eukaryota, Viridiplantae, Streptophyta, Magnoliopsida, Malpighiales, Salicaceae. The record is from the annotation of a GenBank genome assembly.
AUGGCUAUAAAUUCCAGCAAAGAUGGGCUUGAAGGUGACAACACUCUCCAGUCUAUCUGCUACAACCGUGGUUCACUUCAGCUUCUUGAUCAGAGAAAGCUUCCUCUGGAGACUACUUACUUGGAUAUCAAAGAUGCUUCUGAUGGAUGGUCUGCCAUACGGGAGAUGGUAGUCCGAGGGGCGCCUGCCAUUGCUAUUGCAGCAGCACUUUCUCUUGCUGUUGAAGUGUCUAAUUUGGAGAGUUUUAAUGGGAAACCAGAUGAAGCUGCUUCUUUCCUUGCUGAGAAACUGGAUUAUCUUGUUUCGAGCCGACCAACUGCAGUCAAUCUUUCAGAUGCUGCAAUGAAACUUAAAGAAGUUAUAUCCAAAGCUACUGCAGCUGCUUCUGACUGUCAGAGAGUCUUUCAGGCUUACAUAGAAGCAGCUGAAAUUAUGCUCAAAGAUGAUGUUGCUUCAAACAAAGCGAUUGGUUCAUUUGGAGCAAGGUUUAUUCAGAACCAACUGAAAGAAUCUACAAAGCUCUGUGUUUUGACUCAUUGCAACACGGGCAGUCUUGCAACUGCUGGAUGUGGUACUGCCUUGGGUGUGAUUCGUGCACUUCAUAGUGAAGGAGUGCUUGAGAGGGCCUAUUGCACAGAAACUCGUCCAUUCAAUCAGGGAUCUAGGCUCACAGCUUUUGAAUUGGUACAUGAGAAAAUACCUGCUACUCUUAUAGCAGACUCUGCUGCAGCUGCAUUAAUGAAAGACAGUAAAGUGAGUGCAGUAGUUGUAGGAGCAGAUCGUGUGGCUGCAAAUGGUGACACAGCUAACAAGAUCGGAACCUACAGCCUUGCCUUGUGCGCAUUGCAUCAUAACAUUCCAUUUUAUGUCGCUGCACCACUUACUUCCAUUGAUACGUUCCUUUCUUCGGGAAAAGAAAUCAUUAUAGAGGAAAGAUCUCCUAAGGAAUUGUUGAACUCACGUGGAGGACUUGGGGAACAAGUUGCUGCAUCUGGAAUUUCAGUAUGGAAUCCAGCUUUUGAUGUUACCCCUGCAAGCUUGAUAAGUGGUAUCAUAACAGAACAGGGUGUCAUCACAAAGACCGGCACGGACGAUUUUGACAUAAAAGAUUUCAUAACGAGGGCUGUCGGCAAGUGUAUUGCAUAA